Molecule: messenger RNA, 1101 nt
Organism: Wickerhamiella sorbophila
Lineage: Eukaryota; Fungi; Ascomycota; Dipodascomycetes; Dipodascales; Trichomonascaceae
Product: Isocitrate dehydrogenase [NAD] subunit 1, mitochondrial
Exons: 1
Coding region: 1-1101 (366 amino acids)
Biological process (GO): isocitrate metabolic process; tricarboxylic acid cycle
Cellular component (GO): mitochondrion
Molecular function (GO): NAD binding; isocitrate dehydrogenase (NAD+) activity; magnesium ion binding
Source: RefSeq, a predicted model, not a curated record
AUGCUUGGCUCGAUCUAUAGAAAGUCUGUCACUGGUGCUGCUCGCACCACCGUCCGGGGUAUGCACUUCAAAACCCCUAACACCAAGUACGGCUCCAAGUACACGGUUACCCUGAUUCCUGGUGACGGUAUCGGUAAAGAGACCGCUGAGGCCGUCAAGACCAUUUUCAAGGCGGACAACGUGCCCGUUGAGUUUGAGGAGAUUGACGUCACCGGCGAGGUUUCCGGCUCCGAGCUGCCUGCCGAGUACCAGGAGGGCUUGCGCUCGCUCCGGCGCAAUAAGGUCGGUCUCAAGGGUAUCCUGUACACCCCUGUUGUCCGCACCGGCCACCCUUCGUUCAACGUCCUGCUGCGCAAGGAGUUGGACAUUUUCGCGUCUGUCUCGCUCUUCAAGUCGAUCCCCGGCGUGCAGACUCGCCAGAAGGACAUUGACUUUGUUGUUGUUCGUGAAAACACCGAGGGCGAGUACUCGGGUCUCGAGCACAUGCCCACCCCCGACGUUGUUGAGUCGCUCAAAAUCAUCACCGAGUACAACUCUGAGCGCAUUGGCCGCUUUGCCUUUGACUUUGCUGUCAUGAACCAGCGCAACCGCGUCACUGCCAUCCACAAGGCCAACAUCAUGAAGCAGGCCGACGGUCUCUUCCGCAACACCGUCAAGGGGCUCGGCACCGACUACCCGCAGAUCGAGGUCAACGACAUGAUUGUUGACAACGCCUCGAUGCAGGCAGUUUCGCACCCCCAGCAGUUCGACGUGCUGGUCACCCCCAACCUCUACGGCACCAUUCUCUCUAAUAUCGGUGCUGGUCUGGUCGGCGGCCCCGGCCUGGUCCCUGGUGUCAGCAUUGGUCGCGACUAUGCUGUUUUCGAGCCCGGCUGCCGCCACGUCGGUCUCGACAUCAAGGGCAAGAACACCGCCAACCCCACCGCCAUGGUCCUCUCUUCCGUCAUGAUGCUGCGCCACCUUGGUCUCGACGAGACCGCCGACCGCAUCUCCAAGGCCACUUACAAGGUUCUCGAGCAGGCCCAGGUUCGCACCCCCGAUCUGGGCGGUACCAACACCACCACCGAGUUCACCAAAGCCAUUCUUAACGAGCUCGACUAG